GUUCCUCACCUGUUAUUUAGAAUUUGAUAUAAAAGACGCUAAUUGCUUUAAAAAUCAAGCAGGGCCCCAAAGUGAACAACAUUCAUGGUCUUGUGCCUGUCAUGUUGCAUAAAGCCACCAACUGUAGUAAGACGAUAUACUGGGAGUAAACUGUGGUAAUAAGAAACUGCUGAUAAUGUAGUUUAUCAAAUUUCAUUCUGUAAUAAACACAAACAAAAGAUUUGCGCAUCAUCAUGUCAUUUCACUUUACCAUUGACCUUACAUCAGUUCACAUUGUUUUCACAACAGCAAUUUCCAAAAGUCAAUUUUCAUUACAGUUAAUCAGUGUAAUAAACCAGACAGCAUGAGGCAGCGAACGGUGGUGAUGAAGGUAGAGAUCGGUUGUUUUUUGUCCUGUUUAAGUGGAUGGAUUUUGAUCUGCUCUACCUUGGCCACUGAAUACUGGAUCGUUUCGGAAAGCGCAGAAGUCGUUCUCAGUAAUGGUGAUUACUAUUCGAACCUGUGGAUGAACUGUGUCUCCGACUCCACUGGGGUUUCUGAUUGUAAAUAUUUCCCCUCCAUGAUGGACCUUUCUGUUUUCCUCCAUGUGAGCAGGGCUCUGGUCAUAGUCUCUGUGAUUUUGGGCUUCUGGGCGGCUGUGCUUGCUCUCAUAGGAAUGAAGUGUACCAAAAUUGGAGGCUCUGAGCUAGCUAAUGCCAGAGUUACAUUUGCAGCGGGGUUGACGUACAUGGCAUCUGGGUUUUGCGGUAUGACCGUGUACUCCAUGUGGGGACAGAAGGCCCGUGCUGAAUUUUUGGAUCCAUAUUUCUUAGAAUUUAAGUAUGAGCUGGGUGCUGCCCUAUUCAUCGGAUGGGGGGGAUCGUGUCUGAUUAUAUGUGGAAGCGCAGUCAUGUGCUUUUUCUCUGGGAGAGAGUCAUUUCAAAGGUUUAAUGCAAAAGUUAAAAGACCCCUGACCUACAUGACAGCACGUACCAGACAGACAUACAUGAUGCCGGGCUCUUCAAGACCCACAACGGUCCUCACGCCUCCUUUAUAUCUGCCAAACAGAGAAAAUAGAGGAAGUCAACCGAGUGGAGCCAGGAGAGGAACACAAGAAAGUCAAUUUUUAGGAACGAUCAUAUCUCGACCGCUUCCUAUAGACUCAGCUGUGUGAUCUGAUGUGAAAUGAAAACAAUACGUUAUUACAUUUGGUUUAAUAAUUUGAGUUUCUCCAAUGCUGACCGAUUUCUAAAACAGACCUUUGUGAAAUAUUACAGUGCUCUUGUACGGUAAAGAACAAAGAGGAAAUUUUAAAUUAUUAAAUUAAUUACAUAAUACAAAUUGUAUUUAUUUAUUUAUAAAGUGCAACAUCCCUGAGUAGGUGUACAUGUAUUAUAUUAUAUGGGACCCUGCUUGUAAAAACCAACCUGAAGAAGUCGUUUUUUUGUGAUAUUAUAAAGACAUUAGAAAUAGACGCAUAAAAAAUUGUACAGCUUUUAUGGAUGUAUGGUCAAUAAAAGAUUAUGCAUACAUACAUCAUCUGUGAUUGUCCAUAGUGUGAAUUAUGUGAUGUGGUGUUUAAGGAAAAAGGGAAACUAUAUUGUGUCACACUUUAAAAUCAAACACAGCUGCUUUUGUGAGACUGGGCGAUGACAUCACUUCUGUAAAUGAAUUUAAUAUAUGUUUGUGAUGUUCUUUUUAUUGUUUUUAUUUAUUUUAUUUUUGUGUAUCUGAAUUGUGAAAAUAUGUGACGUUAUGUGGACUUUUGUGUGCCCAUUUGUAUAAUUCUGAACAUCAAAUGUUCAA
Paramisgurnus dabryanus is the source of this 1785-nucleotide messenger RNA. RefSeq names its product claudin 10d (gene cldn10d). The record is from RefSeq and is a predicted model, not a curated record. Gene Ontology annotation, cellular component: membrane; bicellular tight junction. Gene Ontology annotation, molecular function: structural molecule activity. NCBI's taxonomy places the organism in Eukaryota, Metazoa, Chordata, Actinopteri, Cypriniformes, Cobitidae.